ACGCUGUUAUGCUAGAUGGUGCUACAACCGUAUAACUGGGGCUUGUUAUAGUGUUACCGGGGCUCACGUUUUUGCUGUGCUAUCCUCUGAUGUCUGUAUAGCUGGACUUUAGUCCUUCUGAUGUUCCACAGAAUCGUUUUUUUGAACAGUAACAAGUGCCUUCAAAAGUCUUCUAGCAGGAUUUAGGGUCCCGGCUUCGAGUCAAGAUGUCCUGUCUCCCAGUGCUGUUUAAGUACGUGGAUGAACACCAGGAGGAGUACAUCCAGAGACUGGCAGAAUGGGUGUCGGUCCAGAGUGUGUCAGCCUGGCCAGAGAAGCGGGGCGAGAUCAAGAAGAUGAUGAAGAUUGCGGCUAAGGACAUCGAGAGGCUUGGAGGCUCAGUCGAGCUGGUCGACCUCGGAAAGCAGAAGCUGCACAGCGGAGAAGAAAUCCCUUUACCUCCCAUCGUUUUGGGCCAGCUGGGCUCUGACCCAAAGAAGAAAACCGUGUGUAUCUACGGGCACCUGGAUGUGCAGCCGGCCAACAUCGACGAUGGUUGGGACACAGAGCCCUUCACUCUCGUGGAGAAAGAUGGGAAGCUGUAUGGACGAGGCUCCACCGAUGAUAAGGGCCCGGUUCUGGCCUGGUUUAACUGCAUCGAGGCCUAUCAGAAGAUCCAACAGGAGCUGCCAAUCAACAUCAAAUUCUGCUUUGAGGGAAUGGAGGAGUCGGGCUCAGAGGGCCUGGAUGAGCUGGUGCUUUCCCGGAAGGAUUCCUUCUUCAAGGAUGUGGACUACGUGUGCAUCUCUGAUAACUACUGGCUGGGGAAGAAGAAGCCGUGCAUCACUUAUGGCCUCAGGGGAAUCUGUUACUUCUUCAUAGAGGUGGAGUGCUGCGAUAAGGACCUCCAUUCCGGGGUCUUCGGGGGGUCCGUGCACGAGGCCAUGUCUGACCUCAUCGCGCUGAUGGGUUGCCUUCUGGAUAAGAAGGGUAAAAUCUUGGUCCCGGGAAUGUACGACAGCGUCGCCCAGUUGACCGAGGAGGAGACGAAGCUGUAUGAGAAGAUAGACUUCGACUUGGAGGAGUACUGCAGGGAUGUGGGUGCCUGCAAGCUGCUGCACGAUACCAAGGAACAAAUCCUGAUGCAUCGUUGGCGAUUCCCCUCCCUCUCCCUUCACGGCAUCGAGGGGGCGUUUUCCGAAAGUGGGGCCAAGACCGUCAUCCCACGCAAGGUCACCGGAAAGUUCUCCGUCCGCUUGGUACCUGACAUGGAUCCCAAGGCAGUUGAGCGUCAGGUGAUGGAUUACCUGAAGAUGAAGUUUGCUGAGCGUGACAGCCCCAAUAAACUGAAGGUGUACAUGGGGCACGGGGCAAAGGCCUGGGUUUCUGACUUCAACCAUCCGCACUACAUGGCGGGCAGGAGGGCCAUGAAAACAGUUUUUGGAGUGGAGCCGGACCUGACGAGGGAGGGAGGCAGCAUCCCGGUCACCCUGACCUUCCAGGAGGCCACCGGCCGCAACGUCAUGCUGUUGCCCAUGGGCUCCUCGGACGAUGGCGCACACUCGCAGAACGAGAAGAUCAACCGGUCUAACUACAUCCAGGGAAUCAAGAUGCUGGGAGCGUACUUCCACGAGGUCUCUCAGCUGGAGUGAUGCGAUUGGUCCUCGUGUUGACGUCCAUGAUGCAAAGCUAACUUGCUUGUUUUUUUUUUUCUUUGUUUAUUUUUCAAGAUCCUUGAAUCGAGCCCCUUUAUCAGACGGUAUAGAUCUGUGUGAGAGAAUAAACAGCUGAACAUCCUGUAUUUGUAGCCAUGGUAACCUGUGCAGUUUAUAUACUAAUAAAGACUGUUUGAUUAUGAACAGAAA
This is a messenger RNA of Brienomyrus brachyistius, 1844 nucleotides long. It is a transcript of the gene cndp2, whose product is annotated as carnosine dipeptidase 2. The coding region runs from base 207 to 1631 and encodes 474 amino acids. The record is from RefSeq and is a predicted model, not a curated record. The transcript is spliced from 12 exons. NCBI's taxonomy places the organism in Eukaryota, Metazoa, Chordata, Actinopteri, Osteoglossiformes, Mormyridae. Gene Ontology annotation, cellular component: cytosol. Gene Ontology annotation, biological process: proteolysis. Gene Ontology annotation, molecular function: metallodipeptidase activity.